Molecule: messenger RNA, 1041 nt
Organism: Durotheca rogersii
Lineage: Eukaryota; Fungi; Ascomycota; Sordariomycetes; Xylariales; Xylariaceae
Exons: 2
Coding region: 125-856 (243 amino acids)
Molecular function (GO): acyltransferase activity, transferring groups other than amino-acyl groups
Source: RefSeq, a predicted model, not a curated record
AUGAGUUGUAACGCCCCUUUGUUAUCCCCCAGACACCGCAAUUUCAUACCCAUCUCCCCCCGCCCUCCUGUACGCCCCCAUCCACUGCGAAUCUUUCGCUUCAAUCCAUUCCCCGCCACCAGCCAUGCCGCUCGAGCACCAGGAGAUCGACCCGAACGUCGACUUUCCGGCGCUGGCCCGGUGCCUGUUCGAGUCGUAUGAGGACCCGCCGCAGAAAUUCUUCCACGUCUUCUUCCCGAUCCACGGACAGGGGGCCGCGGCGCGCGAGGCGGCUAUCGAGGAGGCAGCCACGCGGCUACGGGCCUGGCACGCCGGCGACCCUUCGAGCCGCUGGAACAAGGUCGUCGACACGGCGACGGGCCGGCUCGCCGGCGCCGCGCUCUGGAACGUCCACCACGAGAACCCGUUCGCCGCCCCCCACCCCUCCGACGUCACCUGGUUCCCCGCGGGCGGCGCGCGGGCUUUCGUCGAGCAGGCGCUGGCGAACCACAGCCGGCCGCGGGCCCGGGCCGCCCAGCGCGCCCACGUCUAUCUCUUCAUCAUCUUCGCGCACCCGGACUACCGGCGCCGCGGCGUCGGGCAGCAGCUGUUGGACUGGGGCCUGCGCGAAGCCGACGCAGCCGGCCUCGAGGUCUUCCUCGACUCGACCCCGUACGGUCGCCCCCUGUACGAGGCGAACGGGUUCGUCUACAUCGAGGAGAACAUCAACGUGCCCGCCACCGACGCCCCCGAUCAGGCCUGGACCGACGUCGCCGAGAAAGUCCAGCCGUUCACCUUCUGGCUGAUGUGGCGGCCGGCCGGCGGCAAGUACGAAGAGGGAAAGACGGUGAAGCCGUGGGAGCAGAGCGAAGGGUGACGCAAAAUGUGUCCCGGGUCUGGCCCGAAGGGAUAAUAACUGUAGACGGCGAUCGUUUUCAACCUUCACCGCCAUCGAGUAGGCACAUAUUGGGAGAGUUAGGGUUAUUACACAGCUUCCCACGAAGCCUACUCGAAAUUGUAUUCUCACCAUCCUAAAUAACUGUGCACUUUCCCGUAUGGCAU